UCUGCAAUCAGACGAGCAAAACAAACGUCUGAAUCCGACCGAAUGUCAUGUGGAUGUUUACUGUAUCUGGCCGAAAGGCCAGCGGGCAGAGCUGACCUCACCUUUCCUGUUUCCUUCGGCCCUCGUUGGUUCUGGGUCUCCCUUCUGCAUUCUGGAUGCUCCUUCACAUUCACCUCACACACACACACACACACAGACAUGGCGGGUCGGUUCUGCUUCACCUCCGUUUUUAUGCUGCUCUUUAUGUUGCAGCUUUCUGCCUCCAGUCUAAGUAAAGUCGUGGUCCAGACGGACAAACCCAUAGGAAUCUUCCUGCUGAUUGACGGAGGAAGAUACACUUUGAACUUCACCGAAGCACAAGUGGCGUGUUCGUUUCUGAAGGUCACCAUAGCAACUAUAGCUCAGAUGGAGGAAGCCGUACGACACGGACUGGAGACAUGCAAGUUUGGCUGGGUGGCUGAGAAGACGGCGGUCGUCCCACGGAUAACAUCUGACAACAACUGUGGAAAAGGAAACACGGGGCUGGUCCUGUGGAACACGCCGCCUGACAGGAAAUUUGCAGUGUACUGCUUCAACGCUUCAGCGCUUACGGAUCAGAACCAAACUCUGGACCCGUCCACAGCCACCCCACAGUCUCCCAGCUCCUCCACCUUACCGGAAGCUCUGGGCCCAGCCUCGUCAUCUGCUGCUCCUACCUCCAGAUCAUCCACCCAGACUCCGCCUGCAGCGGGAAAGACAUCUACACCUCAGCCCACCGAGCAGGCGCCUUCAGCUACAGCCUCUGUUACCAAGACAACAGACUUGUCUUCGUCUUCCUCCCCUGUCAAACACCCGUCCUCACAUAUUCCCGGUUCUUCUCAUCAUCUCAUCACCUCCACGCCCGCCGGUGUCACUUUUAGCUUUCCAACCUCCACUCAGUCCCCAAGCUCCUCCGUUUCCUCUGAGCCGGAGCUGGAACCAUCCGUUGGCUCAACACGCCCCCUGCUGGACGCUGCUCACAUCAGCCUCAUCAGUCUUAGCAUCGUUUUCCUGCUUCUCAGUGCAGCGACGGCUUGGUGGUGUUACAAAUCGAAUGUCGUCCGCUGGUGUGUCCGGCGCCAUAAGGACGACGUAGAGACGGAGAUGUGGAGGAACUCCCACAGUGAGAUGGACCUACUCAGUGAAGACGGAGCAGCAACGGAACAUGAUGAAGAGCUGAGCACAAAGUGCAGUGAUGUCACACUGUGUGUGAAUACAGGGACGGGAACAAACUCUGCAGAGUAGCUGAUGUGGUUUAGUUUCUUUCAUAGGCCUGGAUGAGGCACAACAGACUGAACCGUUUCUCACUGCCGUUUCUCACUGAUGAAGCAGACCAGCCAGAGUUGGUUAGACUCCUUUUUUGCCAACAUGGUUUAAUAUUUUUGAUGCUUUCUAAUGAUGUUGGGUGAUUCAAGAAGCAGUCAUGUUUGUGUUGCUCUUUGCCUUGAAGUAAUGGUUAAAUAUAUAGAUGUAGAGAUUAAGAAUACAACAAUAUGAAAAUUUGGGCUGAUAUUUAUAUCCGAUAUAUUAUUACUCUUGUGGCCGAUAACUAAUAUCUUAUAUAUCUCACUACCCUUUUGAUACCUAUAAAAAAAACUACCAGCCUGCUGAGUUCAGCGCUGCGUCUGCGCUUCAGUUAAACUCCCCACAAUCCUUUGCUACAUCACUGCCACUGUCACAUGACCAACCUUUUUCCCUCCCCUUCCAGAAACAAACAGCAACAAGAUGGAAAUAAAUAUCGGUAGAUUAUAUUGGCCCACAUUUGUUUAUCGGACCAAUUCUGCCAUGUUAAAAAAUGACAAAUCGGCCAAUACUGGCGUUAGUGCCGAUACAUCGUGCAUCCCUGGUAGACAAUAUGUCGGAAUGGAAAACCAACAGUACACUACAAUAAAGUAGUCAGCAUUCGGUCGCCAUGUCAACUCCAUUGUUCAUUUAACAUGCUGUAUUGUUUACCCAGAUUGUUGAUUUUUCUGGUUGCGGAUAUUUUCAAUGCACAUUUACAGACUGCAGGUGAGUUGAGUUUAACUCUGAACUUUGACUGGACCAUCAGAUGCGCUUGGUUCCAUUUAAAGUAUUCUAUUGCAUUUCUGGCUGCCUCAUCAGUAUUAGCGAAUUUUAUCAACUCAUCCAUGCACUGUAUGACAACAAUAUAUGUUUGAUUCUUGUUCUUGGGUGGAAAAAUUGCAGGAACUACUUUAAGAAGACAUAAAGAAAUAAUAAAAGGCAUCUUUUUUUCUA
Messenger RNA from Xiphophorus hellerii (green swordtail), 2256 nucleotides. It is a transcript of the gene lyve1b, whose product is annotated as lymphatic vessel endothelial hyaluronic receptor 1b. Gene Ontology annotation, biological process: cell adhesion. Gene Ontology annotation, molecular function: hyaluronic acid binding; transmembrane signaling receptor activity. Bases 43 to 1263 code for a protein of 406 amino acids. Gene Ontology annotation, cellular component: plasma membrane. The record is from RefSeq and is a predicted model, not a curated record. The transcript is spliced from 6 exons. NCBI's taxonomy places the organism in Eukaryota, Metazoa, Chordata, Actinopteri, Cyprinodontiformes, Poeciliidae.